AACUGGAAAAGAUUAUCUUUAAGAACUGAAUAGCUGUGUAAAUAGAAAUGUUUGCAGAAACGUAAUAGGUACAAAAUGUUUACAUUUGCCUAUUUUAAAUGUGAUUUGCCAGCACAGGUUUUCAUGACUUCUUUCUGCAAAGGACAAUAAAUAAAAAUUUGAUAUAUAGUGGAGCAAAAUCAAUAAAUACAAUGAUUACUAUUUUAUUAAGUCUUUUUGUAAAGUGUUCAAUAUUUUAUUACUCAGGCUGAAAUGCAUUCUCUGUGUGGGUGGAGACACAAAGAUAGGUCUAUUUUUUUUCUACCUCAAAGAGUAGAAGCAGUGUACACUGAAAGCCACUGGGGAGUUAGAAUUUGUCAGGGAGACAAGGGUCAUGAGCUGCUGAGUUUACCCAAAGCUGUUGCAGCCACUUUGGUUGUAGCCAAGGGGCUCAGGUCUCAGCAGUGGCUGUGCUGUGUGUUGCAUCUGAUUUUGUGUUGUCAACUUGCAUGCACUGGGCCUGGACUCUCUGAGGUGAUACAGUGCAGUAUCAGAUGAGGAAAAGGUUUUAUUUAUUACAAAAUACGAGGGAAAAAAUGGAGGAUGUGUUUUAUAAUCGCCAUACUUAAUGGGAAUUUCUAUUUUUAGAUUUCAUGCAGUUGCCUGUGACAACUCCUGUUGAGUAAACUGAGACUGGAACAUCUUGUAUCAGCUCUUGUACCUGUACCUGCCACGAUGAGAAGUUGCAUAAGAUUUUUUUGGAUCCCUGUCUAGCUGGUCCAUGUUUCCAAACUCUGUCUUGUAACAUUCCCAAGCAGCCAAAAUGAAGUUGAAGCAUAACAUCAACCCUGUUCUUCUACAGUUGAUAAACUUCAUAGUCCUGCUGUACUCCCUUGUAACAUACAUUCCAUGGUACAUUCUUUCAGGAUCAAAGCAAGCUAUAGCAAAAGCCAAGCAGGUUAAAGCCAGACCUGUGAAUAACAAGCCUGGGGGUGCAUACAGAUCUGUUAACAGUCUGCAUUGCUUAGCUUCAGUUUUAUAUCCUGGCUGUGAUACACUUGACAAAGUUUUUAAAUAUGCUAAAACUAAAUAUAAGGACAAAAAACUCUUGGGAACACGUGAAAUUCUGAAAGAGGAAGAUGAAAUCCAGCCAUCAGGAAAAGUUUUUAAGAAGGUCAUCCUUGGCAAGUAUACCUGGCUUUCUUAUGAAGACGUAUACAUUAAAGCUGUUAAUUUUGGAAAUGGUUUAGCAGUCUUGGGUCAGCAGCCAAAGACUAACAUUGCUAUUUUCUGUGAGACCAGAGCUGAGUGGAUGAUUGCAGCCCAGGCCUGCUUUAUGUGCAACUACCAGCUUGUUACUCUGUACGCCACGCUGGGAGGCCCAGCAAUCGUUCAUGGGCUGAAUGAAACAGAGGUGACCACCAUCAUUACUAGUAAAGAAUUGAUGCAAACAAAAUUGAAGGAAAUUGUUUCUCAAGUUCCACUACUGCGACAUAUAAUUACAGUGGAUGGCAAACCCACAACCUGGUCAGAGUUCCCCAAGGGUGUCAUUGUUCACACGAUGGCAUCUGUGCAAGCCAUGGGGGCCAAGGCAGGCACUGGAAACAAGCAGCCAUCCAGGCCUGUGCCCUCGGAUAUCGCAGUGAUCAUGUACACAAGUGGAUCCACAGGAAUUCCCAAAGGAGUUAUGAUCUCCCAUUGCAACAUAAUUGCUGGGAUAACUGGAAUGGCUGAGAGGAUCCCAAAUCUGGGGGAAAAAGACAUUUAUAUUGGGUACCUGCCCCUUGCCCAUGUUCUGGAGCUGAGUGCUGAGCUGGUGUGUCUGUCUCACGGGUGCCGCAUCGGUUACUCCUCCCCUCAGACACUGGCUGACCAGGAAAUUAUGGAUCGAAUCUACAAAAACGUCAUGAAUAAAGUGAAUGAAAUGACCAGUUUCCAGCGGAAUCUGUUUAUAUUGGCCUACAACUACAAAAUGGAACAGAUUUCCAAAGGUUACACUACCCCACUCUGCGACAGCCUUAUCUUCCGCAAGGUGCGGAUGCUGCUGGGCGGGAAGAUCCGCGUCCUGCUGUGCGGCGGAGCGCCGCUGUCGGCGGCCACGCAGCGCUUCAUGAACAUCUGCUUCUGCUGCCCCGUGGGCCAGGGCUACGGCCUCACCGAGUCUGCUGGCGCUGGCACCAUCACCGAAGUUUGGGACUACACUACAGGAAGAGUGGGAGCACCUUUGGUCUGUUGUGAAAUCAAGUUAUUGAACUGGGAAGAAGGUGGGUAUUACAACACUGAUAAGCCAUAUCCUAGAGGUGAGAUCCUUAUUGGAGGGCAGAAUGUGACUGUGGGCUACUACAAAAAUGAAGCACGAACCAGAAAAGAUUUCAGUGUUGAUGAAAAUGGGCAGAGGUGGCUCCAUACUGGAGACAUUGGAGAGUUCCAUCAUGAUGGAUGUCUAAAAAUUAUUGAUCGCAAGAAGGAUCUUGUGAAGCUGCAGGCAGGAGAGUAUGUUUCUCUUGGCAAAGUAGAAGCAGCUCUGAAGAAUCUCCCACUGGUGGAUAAUAUUUGUGCAUAUGCAAGCAGUUUCCAUUCUUAUGUCAUUGGAUUUGUUGUGCCAAAUCAAAAGGAGCUCGCUGAACUAGCCCGAAAGAAAGGAUUUAAAGGAACCUGGGAGGAGAUCUGUAACAGUCCUGAGAUGGAAAAAGAGGUUCUGAAGGUCCUAGCUGAGGCUGCCAUGGCAGCAAAUCUGGAGAAGUUUGAAAUCCCAGUAAAGAUCCGUUUGAGCCCUGACCCCUGGACCCCAGAGACUGGUCUGGUGACAGAUGCGUUCAAACUAAAGCGCAAAGAGCUCACGGCGUUCUAUCAAACGGACAUUGACCGAAUGUACGGGAAAAACGGCAAAUAAUCCUCCCUGCACCACUUGGCUACCAUGAGCUUGGAUCAAAUAGGAAAUACUUGAAUUGCCUGUCUCAACUCAACACUUGAGAUCAACACACAAAACCACCAUUCCUCAUUUCCAGCUUAAACUGUUCUUUCUAAUGACGUCACCAUGAUGACUGGCAAGUUUAGUAAAAUGUUAUGGCAGCAAACUUGUGUCUGUCUCCUUUUUUCCAGUUUUCUCUGCUACCUUGUCAGUCUGUGGAUUUUCCCGGGUCUUUUUGGGAAACCAUGAUUCUGAAGCCUCAAGUUUUUAAACAUUUAUAAAUCCUGUAUAAUGUUUUAUUUGUAUCUUUAAAAUUUGGAUGUAUAUAGAGAGGACUUGGCUAUAUAAGAAAUGGUUAUACUGGGGGCCUUUUUUUACCUAAUUAUUUAAAGAUAAGAAGGUAUUGAUGUUGUGACAUUAUGUACAUUGAAAAUGCUUGUUACAAGGUAAUUGUUGACCAGAGGACCAGGUUAUUUGCUGCUGUGCUAUUUUUCUAUGUAAAUCUGAGGGAGAAAAUGUUUGACAUUCCAGCUUGUGUAAUACACCUUCAAUAUGUGCCUAAUGGUUACUUUUAUUUUUAUCUGAAAGUGGAAAGAUGGUCGUGGCACAGCUCUGCCUCAAGGCAGGUAUUCUUGCAGGUGUUAGUUAAAGCUCUUUUAAUACAGAAGAUGCUAUUAACACAGAAGAAGUUAGACCUAAGAAUAAUCUCUCAGAUACAGAAACUCCUUUUUUAAAUAGCUCGUGACCAUUUCAUCCAGAGCUGAAUUGUGUAGUGCUAAUAUGAACUCUCAUUAAUUUCAUCUAACACUUUAGAAGCUUGACUGUGUCCUUCUAGCAAAGGGACUGUAGCAACCUUUGUCUUUUCUCAUUAGGUUUGGACAUUACAGUGGGUUUGCUCUUUCGUUGUUUAUGAAGGUUUGGCAAGACCCCUGCUCUGCCCUAGCUGCAACCCAAAUCUUCCUGGGGGGGAUUUUUAAAGUCAUAAUGACAGUUAUGUUCUCAGCUCACACAGUGCCUAGCUGCCCUUUGUGCCAUUAAAAAUCUCCCUUUGAUUCUCUGUUCUUUCGUGUAGUACUUUUUGCAUUAAAAGCAGAUAUUUGAAGCAUUUGUCAGCCAGAGUUAUUUAUGUUGCUUGGUUGUUACACCUAAUUCUUACUUUGGGAAGGAGUCUCAAUUUCUGUUUCAGUAGAGAUUCAUGGAUAUUGUUUGAACAAAUGUGGGGACUCUUCUCCAGUGAGAGUGUUCAGAUUUGUUUCAGAUGUGAAUUUUAUUUUCAAAAUAUUUCUGGAAAUAAUAAUCAGGGUUACGUGAGAAUGUGAAAAGGCAUACAUCAGUCAACUUUGUGGUGAAGCAAAUACUAAAAUGGCUUUAAUCUGGAGAUUACUCUUGUGUGUAUCGUUUACUUGUAGUACUAAAACUCAAGGUCCUGAUGCUCACGUAGUGCCCUGCUAUGGUAGCACAUAGCAAUGCUGAAGGCCAGAAGCUUAGUUUGGGAGAGGGAGUUCCUGCUGUUUGUCUUUGUGACAUGAGGUUCUGGGAGGUAUUUGAUGUGCAAAUUCUCAUUUUAUUAACCUCUGAAAUUUUUCUUUUUAAUUAAUGCUCUCCACUGAUUAUAGAAAACAGAUGCAUAGGAGUUGAAGGUUACCAAGCAGGUUCCCUGAUGAAAUGAUGAGGUGGCUUGUACUAAUUAUGGAUUUCCCCUGCUGCUGUCCAUGAAAAACUGUUAGCAUUUGGUAAAUUUGGUGUAAGUAAUCAAAUGGAAAUAGAAGCAACAGAAAGAAAUCAGAACCAUAUUUUUAAGAUUACUGCCUUUAGAUAUCCAGAUCAUAAAUUAAAACCUUGUGGCAAAAAGAGAUAAGGCAAAUGUUGAAAAAUGACUGAAGAACUCAAAUGUGGAAAAAUUGCCAAGGCUGUAGGGAAGUGUCACACCAUGUAUUAGACAUUACUAACACUUACAUGUGUAUCUGUGCUCCAUCAACAAGUUCUUAAAUAGAACUCAGCACAGACUGUACAUUGUUCAAAUAUUUUUGUGACUUUUAGUGAAAAUUAAUAAAUUGCUGAAGUACUAUGUAUAUCAAUUGGUGCGUUGUGCAGCAGAUUUAAGAAAAUAAAUCUGCUUUUGGUUGAACAAAUCUGAAUUUAGUAUUUUAUUCUGCUAAGGGUUUAAAUCCCCUUUUGAGAAAUCCAUAAAUGAGACUUCUAAAAUGGUUUGGAAUAGUACUUUUCUUUUUUCUAAUCCAGUCACAAGAUGGGGUUGCUGUCUAACUGUGCAUUUGAUUUUACCAUUCAGUUUUUUUAUGUUUAAAAUUGAUGUGAUAUAUAUAGUUCCUCUUUCAUUAGGCAUCAGAUUCAUUGUGGACAUUUAUUUCUUCUACAAAAUGUGAAAACAAAGCAGUUCAUUAAGUUUAGUCUCAGCGCUGGAGGUAGAAAUACUUUU
Messenger RNA from Sturnus vulgaris (Common starling), 5327 nucleotides. The record is from RefSeq and is a predicted model, not a curated record. Lineage: Eukaryota; Metazoa; Chordata; Aves; Passeriformes; Sturnidae.